This is a messenger RNA of Danaus plexippus (monarch butterfly), 498 nucleotides long. Its product is annotated as pre-mRNA-splicing factor 38A-like. Bases 1 to 498 code for a protein of 165 amino acids. Gene Ontology annotation, cellular component: precatalytic spliceosome. The transcript is spliced from 3 exons. NCBI's taxonomy places the organism in Eukaryota, Metazoa, Arthropoda, Insecta, Lepidoptera, Nymphalidae. The record is from RefSeq and is a predicted model, not a curated record.
AUGACUUACAUAAUUGAAUGUGAAAAUGAAAAUGAACAAGAGCGUAUGUGUAAAACUGUCAAACCGAUAUCUCGGCGUUCUUUUGAGGAUAUCGGAACAGUGUCAACUGCAAGUCAAGCAACAAAUCAACAAGAACCACAAUUUACAGAAAAAAAUAAUGAUUAUAUUUUAGUAAUGGCAAAUAGAACGGAUCCGACAUGCCGUGCAAUUCACAACUCAAAUCCACAAUAUCUGAUUAGCAAAAUAGCAAGAUCUUGCAUAUAUUCAUCGUUGUAUUGGAAAGAAAAAUGCUUCGGUCUUACAGCGGAAUCGAUAAUUGACAAAGCUAUAGAGCUGACUUGUGUUGGAGGUUUAUACGGAGGUUCUGCCAAGCCUACAGAGUUCUACUGUUUACUAUUAAAACUUUUACAGAUACAACCUCCUCUAAGCGUGGUAUUAGAGUAUUUAAAUAACGAAGAAUUUAAAUAUUUGACUGUUUUGGCAGCACUUUAUCUGUAA